AUGUCUCGCCCAGGUUUUCACGGUGCUUCUGCCAGAACUGCUUGUUGCAGCUGUGGUGGUGGUCUGCGGGCAGCGACUCCAUUUCGCUACUACAGUGAGCCAUUGCUGAUUGGAGAAAGUGCUGUGACUGGCCACCCCCUUCCACGAACAGCCUCGCACUACUCGGUUGACGUGGACUGCAAGCUUCUGGAGUUCAACCUGACCAUCAGCGGCAGCACAGGGCAGCUUCAACUCCAACAAGGGUGCGACACCAUUGGUUGCGGCCGCGCUGUGGACGACUUCCAGGUGACCUGCAUUGUGACAGCUCACCAAGGUGACUUGGAGGCGUCAGCAAGGCUCCACGUCCUUGCUUCCAACUUCCUGGUCUACGAAAGUUUGGCCCUCAUCGUGACCGACGACACGAAGACAUUUCCUGCUCGCUUCCGUCCCGGAGAGGAUCCGGGAGGCUUGGCCCUCGCUUGCAUUCCGACUCCGGAGCAAGAAGCACCAUGGCAACUGGAAGCCGACGGGUCUUUGACCGUGGAUGCCUCACAGAAGCCCAAGACAGGGCUGACCAACCUGACUUUGCCAUGGCUAUCGUCAGCGCCGGGGGGCCUUUGCCAGGUCCGGAAUUCUUCCAACCAGACAUCCAAUGUGCUGGUCGUUCUGCCAGAGACAUGGGCCAAGAUUGAAUAUCCGCAUGACACUCUGUACGUGGCCCCCGGAACCAGCUUCGGGCCGGCCUUGAACCCGAGCAGCGGCGGCGAGGGCAGUGUAGCACCAACCCGGUUUUCGGCAUCAUGCGAAGACAAGAGCGUGGCUGUUGAUGUGGUUUUCGAUGAGCUGACCGGUGUAGCAUCAGUGGCUGGAUUCACGCUCUUUCAUCUGAAUGUAGAGACGGGGGCAUUGAAGCUGACGCCAGAGGAAAGAGUUUCAGAACUCUUGGACGGCUUGCAGUCGAAAUCUCACCGAGGGCGUCUGGAGCUCUCCUGCAAGAUCUUAGGGCUCUUUGAGUGGCAAGUCGGGGUCCCUGUGCCGCCUAUUGUCAAGACACUGGAGGUGUUUGUGCAGGAUGCAACGUGCUGGCAAGACGCGCAGAUUCCCCAGGCACACGUUGUGCAGACUCUCAGCGGUAUUUCGGAAGGAGACUGCCGUGGAGCUUGCCGCACGGAUGUUCGAUGUGGGGCCUACAAUUCGCAGUCAAAUGCAUGCCAAUUUCUGGCUCCUUGCGGCCCGCAUCCUGUUGAGGGCUGCCAGCCCUUCUCGGCAUAUGUCAAGAUCACGAACUGUAGCAUCGAGCACACAUGCAUGAACCUGACAGGCUCCAAGCCCGUAUGGCUCUACAGUGGCCUCUUCUGUCCCAUCGCCUUCGAGAGGACCACUGUGGGCACCCCCGCUGGCUGGGCCUUCCGGAAGAGCGUCGCCACGCCGCAAGAUGUGUUCUACUUGGCUCCCGAGACGAGCGAAGCUGCCAAGUGCGACGGGGGGCUGCUGCUGAUCAGGAGCAACAGAACCUGGGAUUUCGAGAAUACAAGCUCCAAGUACAUCGAGCUCUUUGGCGAGCACCUUGCUUGCCUCACGGCGGAUGUUCCUCAUGGUGUCGUGCAGGCUACCUUCGACAAGGGUAGGCAGGAUUUGAAGAUCAAGCACGAGAAGACCUUCAUCGGCAAAGGCCUGCAGCUGAUGCUGAAGCCGCAGUCGUGCCAGGCUCCGGUCUUGUCGCCGGAGAUGUCAGAGGCGCUUGUGGUCGAUGAUCCGAGUACCACCACGGACAUGGACUUCACUUUGCAUGCUUGCGACUGCUUUCCUCAGAGCUGGACGGGCGACCCGGUGACUUCCAAGAGUGCUAGCCAGCUGCCACCGGGCAGUGACAACGAGUACGUGCCUCUGACCAUCGAGAUUGCUAAAGGCUCGCUGGUCUGUGAUCAGGAGUCCUUGCUGGCAUUGUCCACCCUGCUCGACGCAUCGCACGAGGAGGACUGUCACCAUGCCUGCCAGCUGAACAACAGCUGCCGAUUCUUCUGGGUUGGCUCAGCUGCUGCAGUUCAACAAUGUCGGCUCUACACGGCUUGUCCGACUUUGCUCACAGAGGCAGGUGCCAGCGGCAUCCUGGCAGCUCGAUCAUCGGAGAAAGUCUGCCGCCGUGCGGACCCAGAGAAGUGCUGGGCGUUUUAUCGCCGGAAAUUCCUGUUCGCCACCACAAGCACGUCUGGUCCUAGCGACUGUGCCCACCAGGCCCUGCUGGAGCAGUGCGACGUGAACUUGAUGAUGGGCGGUGAAGGAGUAGAGGAUUGCUCGCGCUGUCUCUACGCUUCUCUUGGCUGGAGUCGGAGGCGACAGGGGUGGCAGCGGAAGCGUCAGCUCUCGGGCAGCUUCGCCUCUGGGUCCCAGCUGGAAGUCUCUUGUUGGUCAGAGCGCUACGCUGCGGUGACCCCCUGGCAGGCUGGUACCCAGAAACAGAGCUACAGUCUGAGCUGCUCCGGCGGGAAAUGGUGGGGUCCCCAUGGCGAGCCGGGCUUAUCUGGCUUUGCAUGCGGGCCAUGCGUGCAGGUGGUGCAGCCGGACUAUGCCGGCUACCAGGAGAAGGGCGAACAAGAACUGUUCUUCCUGCCCAACCUGAACAUCAACAUCGGGUUCGAUGCCUUGUGGCCGAUGGUCGUUUCCUCCAACGGCGACCUCGUUGAUGGUUCGCUGAAAGACGGGCCUCGGCACCAGAGCAGCUUAGUUGGGCGCGAAGAGGACAGCUCGCUGCUGCAGUGGAGGGCCCGAGGCCAAAGCGCAGAAAGGGACAGAAAUGGAGCUACCGGGAUUUG
Messenger RNA from Symbiodinium natans, 2792 nucleotides. Lineage: Eukaryota; Dinophyceae; Suessiales; Symbiodiniaceae. The record is from the annotation of a GenBank genome assembly.